AUGGCCGAGAAACCGACACCUGCUGCUGCGCCGACGCAGUGCGUUGGCCCGACCUUUAGGUCCGUCGCCGACAAGCCGACUGCGACGGUGUCUCACGAGGUGCCCUUCGAGAACGUCUGUGUCCUGCCGCAGACUCCCCAGUUGAUUGCUCUUCUAUCCAUGAUAAGGAACAAGGAUACCGAUCGAGCGGACUUCAUCUUCUAUUCCAACAGAAUCAUCCGACUACUGGUGGAGGAGGGCCUCAACCAUCUCCCCGUCGUUGAAAAGACCAUCACCACGCCCGUCGGCCGCACUUACAACGGCUUGGGGUUCCAGGGCAAAAUAUGCGGCGUCUCCAUCAUGCGAGCGGGAGAGGCAAUGGAGCAGGGCCUACGUGACUGCUGUCGGUCCGUAAGAAUUGGAAAGAUAUUGAUUCAACGAGAUGAGGACACGGCGCAGCCGAAAUUAUUCUAUGACAAGCUUCCUGAGGAUAUUGCAAAGCGAUGGGUUCUCCUGCUGGACCCGAUGUUUGCAACAGGUGGUUCCGCUACAAUGGCCGUCGAGGUCCUCAAGAGUCGAGGCGUGCCUGAAGACCGCAUCCUCUUCCUCAACUUGAUUGCCAGCCCAGAAGGAAUAACAACGUUUGCCACCAAAUUUCCUCGCCUCAAGGUUGUGACGGCGUUCAUUGACGAGGGCCUGGAUGAGAAGAAUUACAUUGUUCCUGGUCUUGGAGACUUUGGCGACCGAUUUUAUACAAUUUGA
Molecule: messenger RNA, 741 nt
Organism: Trichoderma citrinoviride
Lineage: Eukaryota; Fungi; Ascomycota; Sordariomycetes; Hypocreales; Hypocreaceae
Product: PRTase-like protein
Exons: 5
Coding region: 1-741 (246 amino acids)
Source: RefSeq, a predicted model, not a curated record